Molecule: messenger RNA, 2472 nt
Organism: Nicotiana attenuata
Lineage: Eukaryota; Viridiplantae; Streptophyta; Magnoliopsida; Solanales; Solanaceae
Exons: 3
Coding region: 1-2472 (823 amino acids)
Source: RefSeq, a predicted model, not a curated record
AUGGUGUACUUUGGGCAGAGUUUGAGUGGGUCCGCCCUAGAAUGGUACACACGACAGGAUCCUAGCAGGUGGUAUACUUGGGAUGAUUUGGCACAGGCGUUCGCUGGCCAGUUCCAAUAUAAUCUUGAGAUCGUCCCAGACCGGUUGUCGUUGAUAAAACUCGAGAAGAAACCCGAGGAAAGCUUCAGGGAGUAUGGGUUCCGCUGCAGAGAGCAGGCUGCGAGGGUUGACCCUCCCAUGAAAGAAAGCGAUAUGGUGGACUACUUUUUGCAGGCUUUAGAGCCAACUUAUUUUGGUCACUUGGUGACGGCAAUUGGUAAAUCUUUUAACGAAGUUGUGAAGAUGGGAGGUAUGGUCGAAGAAGGAUUGAAUUCUAACAAAAUCAUGAGCUAUUCAGCGAUUAAAGCAACCACCCAGGCCAUCCAAAGCGGCACUGGGGGUGUGCUUGGAAAGAAGAAUAAAGAAGAGCCUCUGGCUCACACGCAAUGGCGUGCACCGGCUUCCCAAAACACAUACUCAGCUCCACAAAACACAUAUCCACCCCCGAGGGCCUACAGACCAGGAUCCGGCUUCCGUCCAAACCGGGCCUUCAGGAACGAAAGAGUACAGAAACAGAAAACAUUCACUCCAUUGGGAGAAUCUUACACCAGCAUUUUCCAUAGAUUGAAGCAAUUGGGCAUGUUAAACCCAAUCGAGCCCAAAAUGCCAAAUCCCCUUCCUAGAAAUCUGGACCAUUCAGUAAGCUGCGAGUACUGUUCAGGGGCCCCAGGGCAUGAUACCGAGAAUCACCGGAUCGAGGUUCAAGCCCCAGAGGCACCGAAUAUCAACCAGAACCCUUUGCUAGCUCAUCACGAGGCCAACAUAAUUGAAUUGAUACACAAGGGAGUAGAGCCUAAGAAGCCUUCGCAGGCAGUAAUGAUGAUCUGUUCUAGCGAAGCCAAGGUGAAUAAGAAGGCAGCUAGUGUGAAACCAGCGAUUCAGUCAAAAAGGGUAGGUAGCAUGCCAGUUGUGGUGAUCGGGAAAGGGUCGACAAGCACUGUUGCAGUAAAAUUAGAGCCAAUCAAAGUGGUGGUCCAGGGGGAAGCAGACAAAACCGUGGUAGUCGUGAAGGGGGCUCCCAUAGAGCCGGUCAUCAUAAAGCCAGUGACUCAGUUGCCAGUGACCAAUAGCAAAGCCAUCCCUUGGAAUUAUGAACAGGUAGCAGUGACUUAUAAGGGGAAGGAAAUCAAAGAAGAAGUUUGUGAAGCGCAAGGUUUAACUCGGUCGGGAAGGUGCUUUGCUCCCAAAGAGUUGAGAAAGGCCAGGGUUCCUAAAGACAACCCGGUACUGGUUAAGAAAGCUUUAACAGAAGAAGAGGCAGAGGAGUUCUUGAAAAAGAUGAAAGUGCAAGACUACUCUAUUGUUGAACAACUAAGGAAGACACCGGCCCAAAUCUCAUUACUUUCAUUGCUUAUUCACUCAGAUGAGCAUCGCAGGGCAUUGAUGAAGAUACUGAACGAGGCUCAUGUCCCCGACAAAAUCUCGGUGAAUCAUCUAGAGAAGAUAGCAAAUAAGAUCUUUGAAGUAAACAGAGUGACAUUCUCCGAUGAUGAGUUGCCAGUAGAGGGCACGGAACAUAACAGGGCUCUGUAUUUGACAAUAAAGUGCGAGGAUUCGGUGGUCACCCGGGUGCUCGUUGAUAAUGGGUCCACUGCAAACAUCUGUCCGUUGUCCACAUUGAACAAGCUGAAGGUUAACGACGACAGAAUUCAUAAGAAUAGCAUCUGUGUUCGAGGAUUUGAUGGUGGAGGUACAGACACAGUUGGUGACAUAAUUUUAGAACUGACGAUCGGGCCGGUGGAGUUCACUAUGGAGUUUCAGGUACUAGACGUGGUGAUGUCUUAUAACCUUCUGUUGGGACGACCAUGGAUCCACGCCGCCAAGGCGGUGCCUUCUACACUGCAUCAGAUGGUCAAGUUCGAAUGGGAUAGACAGGAGAUCGUAGUGCAUGGCGAAGACAAUAUGUGCGCUGUAAGUGAUGCCAUUGUGCCCUUCAAAGAAGUUGACGAUGAUAAGGGGCCAUGGGUCUACCAGGUCUUCGACACGGUCUCAGUGGAAAAGGUUCCUGAAGGUAAAAGCAUCCCAGCCCCUAGAAUCACGGCCGCAACCGUCAUGGUAGCUUCGGAGAUUUUAAAGAACGGGUUUGUGCCGAGAAAAGGUUUGGGUGUUGAUCUGCAAGGUAUUGUUCAGCCGGUUUCUUUGCCCAAGAAUCUAGAUACUUUUGGGUUGGGAUUCAAGCCUACAGCUGCGGACAUAAGGCGGGCCCGCAAAAUGAAGAAAAGGGCAUGGGUCCUUCCCAAGCCGACCCCACGAUUGUCCAGGCCCUUCGUCAGGCCGGGUGUCGGGAAGAAACUAUUGGCAAAGGUGCCUGGGUCACUAAUUGGUGCAGAUGGAGACUUGGGAAGGGGUUUGAAAGGUUAUUUGCUGAAGUAA